Messenger RNA from Eriocheir sinensis (Chinese mitten crab), 3692 nucleotides. It is a transcript of the gene bs, whose product is annotated as serum response factor homolog. Gene Ontology annotation, molecular function: protein dimerization activity; RNA polymerase II cis-regulatory region sequence-specific DNA binding; DNA-binding transcription factor activity, RNA polymerase II-specific. Lineage: Eukaryota; Metazoa; Arthropoda; Malacostraca; Decapoda; Varunidae. The transcript has 2 exons. The record is from RefSeq and is a predicted model, not a curated record. Gene Ontology annotation, biological process: positive regulation of transcription by RNA polymerase II. Bases 143 to 1216 code for a protein of 357 amino acids.
GGAUGUUUAUGUUCAGUCGUGUUGUGGCCGGGAAGGAGGGAGGAGUGCUUCGUACUGUGCAGGGUAGUUGGAACUUUGUGGUCGUGUUCCGUGGGUGUGCAGUCAAAUAUGUGCUUCUGGUGUUUUUAGUGUUGGAUACAAGAUGCAAAGCCAAAGCCAUAACAACGUGGACGACAAGUUUACAAUGAAUUUCGGCUCCUUUGACCCCGAGCUGUUCUCCCAGCCCCACAUGGGCGCCCCGAUGGCUGCCAUGGGCAUAGGCACCAAGCGGUCCGCCCACGACGCAGGCCUGGACAGGGACCCGCUGGGGCUCUCCUCGGACGAAGACGGUGACCUGCUGAAGAAGGACGACAAGAUGAACCAGUCGACGAGCCGGGACGCCGUGCUGCACCACCAGACAAGCCUGGACCAGCAGCAGCCGCAGAACAAGACGCUGCCCAAUGGGAAGAAGACCAAGGGCAGGGUCAAAAUCAAGAUGGAGUUUAUCGACAACAAGCUGAGGAGAUACACCACCUUCUCCAAGCGGAAGACCGGCAUCAUGAAGAAGGCGUACGAGCUGUCCACGCUGACGGGCACGCAGGUGAUGCUGCUGGUGGCGAGCGAGACGGGCCACGUGUACACGUUCGCCACCCGCAAGCUGCAGCCCAUGAUCACCUCGGAGGCGGGCAAGGCGCUGAUCCAGACCUGCCUCAACAGCCCCGACCCGCCGCAGCCCACGCACCACCACGACCAGCGCAUGUCCGCCACGGGCUUCGAGGAGACGGAGCUCACCUACGCCGUGAACGAGGACGAGCAUAAGGUCAGGCAGAUGAUGUACUCUGCACCCAUCAACUCCAUGCACCAGGGCGGCUCCAUGGCCUCGCCCUCACACCACGCUGCCGCCGCCGCUGCCGCUGCCGCCGCCGCCCUCCAGACCCACCAACACCACCCCCAGUACCACCACCCACACCCCCCUCCCACCCCACACCUGUCCACGCCCACGUCCACUCACCCCAUGAACCACCAUCACCACCACCUGACCCAGAACUCCCCCGGGCACACAGAUCACACGGGCGUGGGGCUGCACCAACACUCCCACCUGGUGGCCCCCCAGACACCCCUGCCCUCACACUCCCCCCUGCCCCCACACUCACCCAUGGGGGCGCCCUCCCCCACCUCCCCCUACCCCAGCCUGCACCACCACCCUCAUCACCACAUUCCCACGCACUCCCGGUAGGGGUGCGCCACCAAUUUCUGCCCUCCCCCACCCGCCCCCCUCAGUGCACGCUACACCUACCCCUUCACCACCUACUAGCCUUCCUCCCCCCCCUGGCGGCGUGCCCUGUGUAGGCGUGGGCGGCAGAAAUCGGCGGCGGCAGCGGUUGUGGGGGGCGGCGGCCCCUGCACCAUGCCCGCCAGAGAGAACCAGGAGGCUUGCUCGCUCCCUGCCUCUGCCCCGCUGUGCCAGCUGCUGCGGCGGCGGGCCAGCGGGGCGGGGCGGGGCGGGGCUCGGCCUGCCUGGGCCUCUCGGCGGCUUUAUCUGCAGCUGCUGUGGUAGAUGAUCUCACUGUCAUGACUCGUGUGCCAUACAUGUACAAGCGGUGCCGGGCCCCUGCACCCCCAGCACCGCCGCCACUGUCACCACCAUCAACACCACCAUGUCGCAGGGCUAAUAAUGCCUGCCAUAGCUUGCCCGGUGUCAUAGAGAGAGUAGUUGUAUUGGUGGUAGUGGUGGUGGUGGUGGUGAUGGCUGCGGCGGUGCGGGGUCCGGCGCCCACAACUCGCCUCAUGCUGGUUGUAAUAUUAUGUCCCGGGGCGGCUCUGAUCCGACCCGGCGCCCCUCUGCCCCGCGUGAGCCGCUGCCUUGGGCCAUCUGCCCCGCAGGGAGCCAGGGCCCGCGGGACAGCGUGGCCCAGGGUGGCGGCGCUGACAGCCCCUUGGUCGCCGCGUGGCCUGCACGGCCCGGCGCCAGGCUGUGUGCAGGUAGCUGUGUUGUAGCUGCGCCGGCUGCCGCGGCCGCCGGCUUGUGAUAGUGGCUGUCCGCACCACUGUGAUGACUUGACUUAGUGUGGUAGUGAACGUGUGUGUGUGUGGCCAGUCUGUCCCGCACGUCCUGCAUGUCUAUGUCCAUGUUGUUGUUAUGUUGUUGUUGUAGUCUUGUUCCCACACACCGACACACGUACAGGGGCGCCCUACCUCAGGAAUACCCCAGGUUGACCUCACACUCCCCCGACACGACGACCCGGCACGUCCUCAAGGUACUAGUGGGCGAGACACGUCUGGAAGUGACCCGCUGGAGCAGAGGCCGCUGAGAUGUCCCCGAGGCGAUGCGGCUGCCCUGUCAGCCCCGCCCCGCCCCGCCCCGCCCCGCUGCUGUGUCGCGGGGCCGCAGGGCUUGUACUGUUUCCGGCCUUGAUAAGAAGCUGACGUUCCUGUCGAUAUUAUCGUCCCUUUGAUAGAGACGCUGACGUUCCUGGUGAUGCUGACGCCCUGACGGUGGCGCUGAGCGGCCCCUCAGGUGAAGCGCUGAUCCCGGUGCCGCGUCCCGGUGAGGCUGUUGUGCUGCCUCCCGGCGGCGGCCGUGUUCCCCUCCCCCCCCCUUCCCGCUCCCCCGUAGAUGGUCUUGGUCAGUCACGCCCUAACACUUCUUCCCGAGGACUCCCGAGACGAUUACGACGGCGACGAGGACGAGGGUGGUGGUGGUGAUGGCCGGGUGGCGGCGGGGUUAUGGUGUAUGGUAGUGGUGGCGGCGGUGUAAUGGUGAAGUCUUUCACUGCCUCUUUUUGCUGUUGGAGUUGGUGUUGGUCACAGCAGUAUGGCGGCGUGGCGUGCGUGUGUGUGGUGAUGAAUGAUUGUGUGUGCGUGUGUGUGUGUGUGUGCACGUAUGGCUGAUGCUGACAGUCUGCUACCUUGAGUAACGUCUCUACCUUUCCCCCCGGCCUGUCUCUGUGACCCUGUGGUCCCUGUCUAUGCCUCCGUAACCCCGCCGCCCACGCCCAAGCCUGGACUGCGGGGGGCGUCGCUAUUCUCUUUGACAGUGUCAGGAGCCGCCGCCGUCGCUGCCGCUGCCCGUGACCCACGGCGCCGAGAAUCUAACCCAAGGCGGGCGUGGGCGGCGGGCGGCGGCGGUGGCGGCGGAUGCUAAGGAGGCGACACGACGUCUGUGGACGUGGCUAAUACCAGCUUUAAUCGUUGUGUGUGUGUGUGUGUGUGUGUGUGUGUGUGUGUGUGUGUGUGUGUGUGUGUGUGUGUGUGUGUUAUGGCGUCCUAGUAUGCACGCCAUGGCACCGUGGCGGGUCUCGGCCCCCGCGGAUGCUGGCGGGGCGCCGCGUCCUGACGCCCGGCGCUCACGUGUGGGUCCCCGCAGCCUCGGACGACCCGCCUCGCCGCGCUUGUCGUCCUGCGGAGCAAGUGUUGGCUGAGGGGCGGAGUGACCUGCCGCCCGCGAGUCACCCGCCACGCCCACCGCGUCACCCUAAGCGUCACCCACCCCCCGCCGCCCCCCGCUGACCCCCCUCCCCCAUCCCCUCGCCCCGCGCCGAGCACAAACUGUGUACAUACCGCGUUAACUUGUUGAUUAACUGUGUAGUGAAAUAGGUAACUUAUUGUACUUUUAGGGCCACAUCUAAAUACGAAGUGUAUAUACGAGUUGUUUUAUUAAUCUUGUACAAAUGGAACACAAAAAAAUCCUAGUAAAGUCGUGCUAUCUUUAA